AGCUGAGCCUCCGAGGCGGCCAUGAGGUGAAGCGGCCAUGAGGUGAAGUUGCUUGAGGGGAAGCGGCCAUGAGAGGCAGCCAUGAGGUGAGGAGGCCCGGAAGUGAGGUGGCCGUGAGGCGAGGCGGCUAUGAUGUGAGGAGGCCAUGAAGCUAAGCUGCCCCAGAUGGCGGUGGGGUGUGAGUUGGGGGCAGGGUCUCUCAAAGGGCUGAAGGUCAAAGGGCUGAAGGGCUCCGCAUGGCUGUUCUGCCCCUUCACAGCCUGAGUGCUGCCAUGUCAGGUGGCUUUGGCCGUCGCAGAAGGGCCCACUGUGGUGGGGGGUAGCACUGCCACACAGCAGGGAGCAGAACACGAGGUUUACGUGAGGUGACACCGCAGCCAGCCCUGCUGCGACGACGCCAGCAGAGUUUGGGCCAAGUUCUGGCUUUGGGUUUAGCUUGGGGUCCCGGUUUGAGCUGGGCCCACCCUCUGAGAUGGCCGGCAUUGCCGCUUUAAGACGAGGGGCGCGGAAGGCGCGCUCUGUACGGCGCAUGCGCACAGCGCUCGGCGGCGCAGGUGAGAGGUCGCCAAGAUGGCGGCGGUGGCGGUGAGGCGGGCGCUGAGGGCAGCGCGGCUUCCGCCGGUUCCGCGCCGCGGCCUGGCCAAGCCCGCCGGGCCACCGAGCGCCAGGCAGCUGCGGGAAGCCGAUGAGGCCGCCCCGAUCUUCCAGUAUGUGGGGAAGGCGGCUAAACGGAAGGAUCGAGUUUUCGUGUGGGGUUUCUCGUACUCGGGCGCUCUGGGCGUGCCCAGCUUCGUGAAGCCGGACGCGGGCUGGAAGAAGCCGCGGCGGAUCCAAGCGACGCCUUACCGACUGGAAACGGAGGAGAAGAUAACCUCUGCUGCCUGUGGUUAUGGAUUCACAUUGCUGUCUUCUGACACCACCGACAUCACCAAAGUGUGGGGCACGGGCCUGAACAAGGACUCCCAGCUUGGAUUUCAGAGAAGCAUAAGAGACAGAACUAAAGGCUAUGAAUAUGUCUUAGAACCAUCUCCAAUUCCAUUACCAUUGGAGGAGCCACAGAAGACUCGAGUCUUGCAGGUGUCCUGUGGCAGAGCUCAUUCCCUGAUCCUGACAGAUAGUGAAGGAGUCUUCACCAUGGGAAAUAAUUCUUAUGGACAGUGUGGUCGGAAAGUUGUUGAAGAUGAAGUUUACAGUGAAAGCCAUUUAAUUCAUCAACUGAAUGAUUUUGACAGCAGAGUUGUCCAGGUUGUGUGUGGGCAGGACCACAGUCUGUUUAGAACCAAGAAAGGUGCUGUCUUUGCGUGUGGUUGGGGAGCUGAUGGACAAACAGGUCUUGGACACUACAACAUCACUAGUGUUCCAACUAAGCUAGGUGGUGACAUUGCUGGAGUAAACAUUAUCCAAGUCUCUUCCUAUGGGGACUGUUGUCUGGCUGUUUCAGAUGAGGGAGACCUGUUUGGUUGGGGAAAUUCAGAAUACUUGCAGUUGGCAUCUGUCACAGAAACCACACAGGUAAAUGUUCCCAGACACUUGCCAUUCAAGAUUGGGAAGAUAAAGGAGGCUGCAUGUGGAGGUACUGGCAAUAUUGUGCUAACUGAAGAAGGAAGUGUUUUUGUCUGGGGAUACGGAAUUCUUGGGAAAGGACCAAACCUAACUGAAACAGCAGUGCCAGAGAUGAUCCCCCCCAGCCUUUUUGGCUGGUCAGACUUCAGUCCAGAUGUCCGUGUUGCUCGUGUUCGCUGUGGGCUCAGCCACUUUGCAGCACUUACAAACAGAGGAGAACUCUUUGUAUGGGGCAAGAAUCUAAGAGGAUGCCUGGGAAUUGGAAGAAUGGAAGACCAGUAUUUCCCAUGGAGGGUAACUAUACCCGGUGAAGUGGUGGAUGUUGCAUGUGGAGUUGAUCAUAUGGUAAGCAUGGUCAAAUCUUUCAUGUAAUAUUGCUGAGGCUUGGCACUGUGCUUUGAAGAUGAGGAUCGUGGCGAAGAGCUGCUUGGAAAGGAAGGCUCACUCCAGGGAGCCAGGCAAGAAGUGACUGUGAGCAGAGACAGCCAUAACAGUGCCUGGGUGUGCUGUCAUCUCUGCAUUGUGGAAACUCUCCAGCCUGGCUGCAGGAAGGAAUUUCAUUCCCCAAAGAGAGUGGAAAUGCAGGGAGUGCUCUGGCAGCUUGGUGGCAGGCUCCCAAAGAGUCUGACACCCAGCCCACAGCUGGUGAGUCCCACUGGGCGUAAGGAUGAAGAGCAUCUAUCUCCCUCAGGGAAGACUGGCAGGAGAUGAAAUCUGUAGCUCGGGACAUUCAUUUAUGGAUGCUUUCUCUGACACUUCAGUGUUGGACUGAGCCAAGCUAUUACUCAAGAGAAAACUUUUGUUACUAUGUUUUUAUGUGGAAGAAAACUCAUUCUGGCUGUUGGAGUCCAGCACAGCUGUCCCCUGCAUCCACCACCAGCUGUGGACUCUGAAAACUGUGCAUCCAAGGAACAUAUUCAUUAAACUGGCAGAGUGAGAACUUGUCUGCAGGGGGAAAGUACUGCUAAAUAAGACAAUGUGGAAAGAUAAAUCAUAUGCUGCCUACAUUACCACUGCUAUGGAAGCACAGAUUGAUGGACAGUGGAAGUAGGCUGCAAACAAAACUUCCUUCUAACUACAUACAGUGGCAGUGAGCAGCACUUAAUGUUUGUCAGUACUUUGUCUUCAUACUGCUGCCUUUGACUUUUAGAUGUUCUAGCAAUCGUUCUUGUCUGUGGGGCUAUGAUUGUUCUCACUUGCAAAGAGCCUUCUUGAAUUAGCCUGGCAGUUCUGCAGUGCAUGUCAGAGGAGGGAGUCUUGAGCAAGAAGCAGAGUUACUGCAAAGCCUUUGUUUCUUGGUACCUUCUCAGCAGAGAAGUUUUUGUAGUAAGCACAUGAGAUCCAGUAGGGAUGCAGAACUCAUAGGCACUGAAUUGGAAAACUGCUGUGAAAUACUUCAAACCUCAGGUAAAGCUGUCGUAUGUCUCUAGGAGAUACCUCUACUUUGUAAACUAUUUUUUUCAAAAUUCAAGCAAAUGUUUUUAAUAAAGCAAUUAUAAAGUCUUUGUGUUGGUAGCAAUGGAAGUUUUCUUGAGCUUGACUUCCCACGAGAACUGCUCUGUCCUGCAACUCUUCAUUUAAACUUAAGCUUUGUGGAGCACAGGGCUGUGGCAAGAAACAUCUGUCAGCUGAGGCACCUCUGCACUGGCAUGAAAGCAGAAAGUGACUGUUCAAUUGUGAAGGACCUUUACAGCUGUGAAUUCUUGUUAAGUUGGCUUUAAUUUAAACCUUCUACAUUGGGCUUGAGCUGCCCAAGCAUAUCUUGUUGACCUCAUGGGAGUAGCUAUGCCCUUUUAUCACGUGGAAGUGUAUUAAAGCACUGAAAAUAAAUGCAAAACCUACUGCCAGAAGGGUGUUUGUAACAACCUCCUUUGUGCCUGUUGCUGUUAAAUGAGAUUACAGGAUUCCUGGUUGGUGAAUGGGAUCAGUGCUGGCUGUUAGCUGCUCUUUCACAAGUGUUUCCUGGUGCCCUUUGGGGUUGGGCCUUUUGGAGAACUGGAAUGAGAACUGAUUCCAAGUCAUACCUGGCUGUGUUUCAGUCUUGCUGUGCAAUAAAUCGUAAAGUCUGUAUGUUAAUUAAAUGCCAGCAAGGUCUUUAACCUGAAAUUGAAGUGUUAUACAGUAGUGGGAGUGUUUGCACUUUCAUUACAGUGGCUGUGGAUGCUUUCUGCCAUGCUGUGAUGGUAGUGGCCAUGGGAUUAGUGGUGGAUCCUGAGAUCUGACAAAUGCUACUGUCCUUUGUUUUGGUUAUGGUGGGCACUGCUGCUGUGACUACAUCCAGACAAUCAGGCUAGAACUUGUCCAGUGCUGUUAGAAUGAAUGUGACACCUGCCACUUCAUUAUUUACAUCAUGCAAGUUAUUCACUUGCUUGGAAGAUCAAAGAUGAGCUGGGAGUUCCAGGACCAACACCAGUUGCCACUGUAUUUGCUAUUUAUUGAAAUUGCUAUGGAGGUGACUGAUGAUUUUUCUGGGGAACUGCACAGUGGCCAGCCCUGAUGUGAAGUGCAGUGUCUGCAGUUGGUGCAAGGUAAACACCUAUGACAUUCACAGGAAGGCUUCUGCUCUACAAAGUGCUUACAGCUACAGAUUCACCACUCUCAAAGGUGAGAAGCCAGCAGCAGCAUGGAGCUGGGCAGCAACGUGCUGGAAGGUGGUGUUCAGCACUUUGUCCUUCAAAGAGAGCCCUGGAGGUCCUUGCAGUGAGGUGGGUGCAGGCUGGGUCCUCACGUGGGAGCAGCUCCAAUUAACACCAACAAAACCUUCUUGAUUUUGCAUUGAUUAGCAAGAGUAAUUUGCCCUCCAAAACCCCACUGUGUUGUCAGUUGGGGCUUAAAAUAGCCCACAGGCACUGCGGGACAAGGCCUGGAGCAGAGCUAUGCCCGUGCAGCUGGGCCAGGGUGCCUCAGAGCCCCCCAAAACAGUGAUAUUUUGGGCACCUGCAAACUCUUUUCUCUCCAGGAGCCUUCAAAAACAAAUGACUCAGAGGACAAAUAAUCAGAGCUUUCAGAAGACUGCUGGGAUAACAUUACUCAUGACUCCAGUUCUUGCCUUUUCAAAAGGGUUGGAGCCCCCUCCCCCCCCCCAGCACCUCCUGCAACGUUUGUGCCUUUGGGUGAAGGACAAAAACCACUGAUGUGGGGCAAUGUGGGGCAGGGAGCACCUGGGUGAA
Phasianus colchicus (ring-necked pheasant) is the source of this 4733-nucleotide messenger RNA. RefSeq names its product RCC1 like (gene RCC1L). Gene Ontology annotation, biological process: positive regulation of mitochondrial translation. The record is from RefSeq and is a predicted model, not a curated record. Lineage: Eukaryota; Metazoa; Chordata; Aves; Galliformes; Phasianidae. Gene Ontology annotation, molecular function: rRNA binding; guanyl-nucleotide exchange factor activity. Gene Ontology annotation, cellular component: mitochondrial inner membrane.